Austrofundulus limnaeus is the source of this 2783-nucleotide messenger RNA. It is a transcript of the gene gnsb, whose product is annotated as glucosamine (N-acetyl)-6-sulfatase (Sanfilippo disease IIID), b. NCBI's taxonomy places the organism in Eukaryota, Metazoa, Chordata, Actinopteri, Cyprinodontiformes, Rivulidae. Gene Ontology annotation, molecular function: N-acetylglucosamine-6-sulfatase activity; glycosaminoglycan binding. Gene Ontology annotation, biological process: glycosaminoglycan metabolic process. The record is from RefSeq and is a predicted model, not a curated record.
AAUCGUUAUCUUUUUACGUGAAGAAGGCAGCUGCCUGGACGUACAGCGCAUGCUCACAAAUACAGCCCAUUUGUGACAUCUCGGGUUGUAAUAACAUUUAUUAAACGAGUUAUAUAUAAUAAACCCCACAACAGUAUUGGAUGAAUAAUUAAGUAAUAAGGACAAAUAAUGUUUCCUGCUGAGUGCAGCACGUCUCCUCUAAGAGAGGAGGUGAACAUGUGUAACUACACUAAUGUAACAAACAUUAUAAUAACAUUAUUUUAAUGAAUUUAUGUUUCCUGCUGAGUGCAGCAUGUCUCUCUCCUCCCCUUCUCUCGGGUCAUAUGACCAAGCAGUUUCCUUCACUUCCUCAAACUUUCAGCCUCUCCGCCUCUCCGGACCGGACUCCGGUUCUUCACAGCCGAACCGGCCUCCAGUCGAACGGUCGGCGGAAGCAGCAGCAGCAGACCCCGCAGCUCAGAGACCGGGGCUCCGAAUGGCAGCGCCGAGCGGAGGGACAGGAGCCGCGGGGCUCCGGCGCGGAGGAAAGCCCGCAGCGGCCCGGGCGGCGCUCCUCGCGCUGCUGCUCACCUGCUGCGUCAGGUGUGCGACCGGGGCUAAACCGAGCAACAUCGUCCUCGUGCUCGUUGACGACCAGGAUGUUGAUCUGGGGGGCAUGACGCCCAUGAAGAAAACCAAAGCGGCGAUAGGAGAGGCAGGAGCAACGUUUCUGAAUGCUUUUACUGUCACGCCGCUGUGCUGCCCCAGCAGGAGCAGCAUUUUGACGGGUCGGUACCCCCACAACCACGAGGUGAGGAACAACUCCCUGUCAGGGAACUGCUCCAGCCUCCUGUGGCAGAAAGGCCCCGAGUCAGAGGCUUUCCCCGUCUACCUCAGCAAGCAGAAAUACCAGACCUUCUUCGCUGGGAAGUAUCUGAACCAGUAUGGUCAAAAGGAAGCAGGAGACGUCAUUCAUGUUCCACCUGGCUGGGAUCAGUGGAAUGCAUUGGUGGCAGUCUCUGUUAUCUGUGGACGACAUGGUGGACACGCUUGUGAAGAAACUCGAGAGCAUUAAAGAGCUUGACAAUACCUACAUCUUCUACACCUCAGACAACGGCUAUCACACAGGUCAGUUCUCGCUCCCUGUUGAUAAGAGGCAGCUGUACGAGUUCGACAUCAGGGUCCCACUGCUGGUCCGUGGUCCAGGCAUCAAACCGAACCAAACUCUGAAGGCUCCGGUUCUGAACAUUGACCUCGGUCCCACCAUAUUGGACAUAUCUGGAGUCAACCUGACAACGGUCAACAUGGAUGGACAGUCUUUCUUGUUUCAGAUGGCUCCUUCACUGAGGAACGGCACAGCAAGACCAUACUUCCUGGUUGAAUACACUGGAGAGGGCAAUCCAGUAUCAGACCCUUCCUGUCCAAAACUGGGAUCUGGAGUGUCUGAGUGUUUUCCAGACUGUGUGUGUGAGGAUUCCUACAACAACACGUACGCCUGCGUCAGAACCCUGAACGACCAGAACCUGCAGUACUGCGAGUUCGCCGACAGCGAGUCGUUUGUGGAGAUGUACAACUUGUCGUCCGACCCGCACCAACUGGAGAACAUUGUGAAGAAGGUGGACCCGUCCAUCCUGCAGACCAUGAACCAGCGCCUCAUAAAGCUGCAGUCCUGUGUGGCCAGCAGCUGCCGCGACUACAGCUGAAGAGCCUGCUGGCAGUUUAGACAUUUUGACUCAUUUUAGAAGAAAAAAUAUAAUAGAAUCUGUCGUGACUGAGUGUCAUUUAGUCGUUUUUUUAAAUAAAAUCAUUCCUCCUUUUGUUUGUAGAGCAGAUUUGAAGCUACUGGUUAGCUUAGCUUAGCCUAAAACCAGGACGUGAAACAGUUAGCCUGCCGUUAGCAAGAUAAAACAAAGGUAAAAUAAGGUGUGUUGGUUAUUUCACACACCAGCAGUAAUAAACACCUGAUGAAUCAACAAUUAGUUGUUUUUAUAUCCAGUCAUAAAACAUUUAGUUAGUUAUUUCCUUUUUAAUGAGCCAAAAUGUCUGAGCUGUGCUCAUUUAAAAUGUUUUUACUCAGAGCUCACACUUCUUCUUCACACUGUAACAUCUUUUACAAACAAACUGCACUAAACUUUCAGGAUGACCUCUGUUUUAAAUCAAACAUGGAGGGUUUAUUCUGAACACAUACAGAACCAAAGAUUUAAUGGUACUGUCACUGAUCCAAUCAGCUGUUUGCACACGGAGUUACUUCAUGAAUCACAGUUUCUGGACUUCUGAUGACAAGCUUUGUGCCAUUUCUGUUUUUUUAGCAGCUGGUUAGCUUAGCACUUAGCAUUUAAAGUGAAUACAGGAAGAGUUUUGUUCUUUAAAACUUAACAGGGUUUUUUUUAGCUCUGGUUUCAAACUUUCAUUUCUUCUGCGUUGUUUUCAAAACGAUAUUUAAGAGUAUGUGUAUUAUAUCUACAACAGUCCUGAGUGGGCACACUGUCCCACGUUCAGUGUUUGCUGUCCUGAGUGGACACGCUGUCUUCUGUUCAGUGUUUGCUCCCUGAGCAGCAGAGGUUAUAUACAGUAAUCUGUGAAUCUGUGAGAUAAACUGAGAUUAUUUCAUGUCUUUUCUGACUGUGAGAAAUUAAAAAGGGAGCUUCUAUGUGUAGGUGCUGAAGAUAAUCAUUUUUAAUUCUUUGUGCCUUGUUUUUUGCACUGGUGAAGUGCACGUGCCUUGAAUGUGAAGAGAUUUGCACUGUCAAGAUUUAAUGAUUGAAAAAAAAGACAUUAAAUAAACUGGUUGUUGUUACUCAGAA